Molecule: messenger RNA, 916 nt
Organism: Chara braunii
Lineage: Eukaryota; Viridiplantae; Streptophyta; Charophyceae; Charales; Characeae
Source: the annotation of a GenBank genome assembly
UGUUGGCCGCAUCAGGGGACUUAUUAUUGGACAACUUUAUUUACGACGGUCUACAUGUCCGUUUGUGUCGUUUGUGUGUCCGUGAUGUGUAGGGAGCGUAAUGUUGUCGAGACCUUCGACAAGCGUCAGCGUGAGUCCCGAGACGCAGAUGCGCUUGAGUCCCGAAAAGCACAUGCGCUUGGCAAAACCGUUUUCACCUUAUGCGACAUCGGUGCGGCAUCAUGACGGUCAAACGUGGACCGACGAAGCAGCCAAGGAGGACUUCGACUUCGACGAGGACCCAUGGAUGCCUGUCAAACCGUACAUGAACUGGCAUCUCGACGAAUGGAACGAUAAUGAUUGGAAGGCGAUGGAGCGUGCCUGCCCUUGGGCAAGCCAUUACAAGUUUGCCAACAUGUUAGAGUUCGGGAGCCUUAUUGCACUGCCUGAUGGUGUCCUCCAGCGAAAGACCGUGGACGAUAAGGGUAAACCGAUCCGCUACCGUACCAGCUUCAGACGUCGCCUCGGCUGCGAGUACAUCACAUCUUCGCCACGAACUUGGGGAAGUUCGCAGAAGCAAGAGUUGGUGGACUGCGCUCGUCAUUAUUCAUUCUUGGAACACUACCCACUCCGUUGCCCAGGGACUUCUCCACAAGCUCUAUCGUACUGUUGUGUGCGGUUGACGGAUGACGGAUGUCCUUUCGCCAGAGUGCUAUGUGUGGCUUCUUCAAGCAAAAGUAGGAAACUUGUGGAUGCGGUUGUGCUUGUGUCACGCAACAAGAUUGUGCUUCAGGGAUCCAAGUUCAAGGCGGUCAUGUCUCGCCCAGAUGUAGAUGGGCGGUCAGACUUGAUGGUGCAGUGUAAGGAGAAGACUAUGCAAGUUGCGAGUGUUUCCAUCUCCACGUUGUGGUGACAAGAGUAAAUGUUCUAAAUGGAU